Molecule: messenger RNA, 228 nt
Organism: Pochonia chlamydosporia 170
Lineage: Eukaryota; Fungi; Ascomycota; Sordariomycetes; Hypocreales; Clavicipitaceae
Exons: 2
Coding region: 1-228 (75 amino acids)
Source: RefSeq, a predicted model, not a curated record
AUGCAGUCGAGCAACCUCCUUCUCCUUAUUUUGUCAGUUGGUGCCAUUGCCAGCCCUGUUGCUGCACCAAACGAGGAUUCAACCCUUGAGGCUCGAGGUGGUCCCUAUCCUUGCUCUUAUUGGAGUGAUAAUUGCAAGAAAGACUGCACCGGAGGCAGCAUGUAUCUUAACUGUGCCGCUUCUUACUGCGCUGGCACUGUUUGCAAGUGCAACUGCCAUUAUGGUUAA